AGCGGAAGAAUGGAGCAAACGGGGACAGAAAAUGGCGUGGCAGCCAUGGCAGCCUGUUACCAGCGUUUUGACCCGGCGGCAUAUCUACAAUACAACUACACGCCACCGCGGGCCGAUUUUGAUCGGAAAGACAGCAUUGUGCCGUGGAAACUGGCGUGUCUGCAUAGAGCCUUCACUGAAGGUGACAUGAGCGGCGAGCUGCUGGUGGACAUCGGCUCGGGACCCACCCUGUACCAAGUCCUGAGCGGUUGCGAGGUGUUCAACGAGGUGGUUCUUACCGACUUCCUGGAGGCCAACCGAAAGGAGCUGAGGCGCUGGCUGCAGGGUGACGAGACCUGCAGCCUGGACUGGACGCCUUAUCUGCAGCACGUCUGCAAGCUGGAGGGGCGACGUGCCUCGGCAUGGACAGAGAAGGCGGCCAAGCUCCGGCAGGCGAUCACCGACAUCCUCCCCAUCGAUGUGCACCGUCCCCAGCCUCUGGACCCUCGCGUCCUCCCCUCGGCAGGGGCCGACUGCCUGGUGUCCUGCUUCUGCCUGGAGAGCGUCAGCCCUGACCUGGCCGCCUUCACCAGGGCCCUGGGCCACAUCGGGAAGUUGCUCCGGCCCGGCGGCCACCUACUGCUCAUCGGAGCCCUGGGGGAGAGCUUCUACUUUGGGGGCCCCGGGGUGAAGAUCCCCGUAGUGCCACUAGGCGAGGCGGAGGUGUGCACCAGUUUGAAGGAGACCGGCUACACCCUAAUCCGGCUGGAAGUUUACACGCUGCCACAGGACAUGAGAGUGGGGGUGGAUGAUGUGACUGGGGUGUUUUUUGCAAAAGCGAAGAAGGAUUGAAAGAUGAUGAGUGUGUCCAAAAUGUGCUUUUCAACUGCAUUCUACGUGCCUUUGCUGAA
Hippocampus zosterae (dwarf seahorse) is the source of this 890-nucleotide messenger RNA. RefSeq names its product phenylethanolamine N-methyltransferase. Bases 10 to 831 code for a protein of 273 amino acids. The record is from RefSeq and is a predicted model, not a curated record. Gene Ontology annotation, cellular component: cytosol. Gene Ontology annotation, molecular function: phenylethanolamine N-methyltransferase activity. NCBI's taxonomy places the organism in Eukaryota, Metazoa, Chordata, Actinopteri, Syngnathiformes, Syngnathidae. The transcript is spliced from 3 exons.